Anolis sagrei ordinatus is the source of this 2889-nucleotide messenger RNA. It is a transcript of the gene BMPER, whose product is annotated as BMP binding endothelial regulator. Gene Ontology annotation, cellular component: extracellular region. The record is from RefSeq and is a predicted model, not a curated record. Gene Ontology annotation, molecular function: protein binding. NCBI's taxonomy places the organism in Eukaryota, Metazoa, Chordata, Lepidosauria, Squamata, Anolidae.
CCUCCCUCCUCGCGCCCAGGAGGGGCCGGUGGGCAGGAGAGCGCCUCAAAGCUCGGCCGGGAGGGCUGGGAGGAACAGCAGCCUUGCCUCGCUUCCUUUUCCCUCUUGCAUAUCCUCCUCCUCCUCCGUCUCCUAAGCUCCCUGCUUCUAAGGGACGAUGCUCUGGCUCUUCCUCCGCAGCUUCCGAGCGCUGCUGCCUUCCUCCUCCUCUUCCUCCUCCUCCUCGGGACUGACUCUCGCCGCCUGGCUCGUGCUCCUGCCCAUGCCGUUGGCGUCCUCCAUCCUGACAGGCUCUGUCGCAAAAUGUGAAAACGAGGGAGAGAUUCUGCAGAUCCCCUUUAUUACAGACAAUCCUUGCAUAAUGUGCAUUUGCCUGAACAAGGAAGUGACAUGCAAACGAGAGAAGUGUCCCCUACUUUCAAAGGACUGUGCUCUGGUCGUUAAACAGAGGGGAGCAUGCUGCGAGCGAUGCAAAGGAUGCACUUUUGAAGGGAAUUCAUACAAUAGUUCAGAGUCAUGGUAUGUUCCAAGCAAGCAAUGUAUCAAGCACCAGUGUCAGGAAGGAGUGAUCACAGAAUCUGAGAUUCAAUGCAUUGUUCAUUGCAAAAACCCUUCUAAACAGCUAGGAAUGUGCUGCCCCACAUGUCCAGGUUGUACAUUUGAAGGUAGACAGUACCAAGAAGGUGAGGAAUUUCAGCCUGAAGGGAACAAAUGCAUCACGUGUGCUUGUAUUGGGGGCAGGACACAGUGCAUACAAGAAGCAUGUCCCGUUCUUUCAUGUCCUCAGCAUCUUAGUCACACUCCUACUGGACAGUGUUGUCCAAAAUGUUUGGGACAGAGGAAAGUGUUUGAUCUCCCAUUUGGAAGCUGUCUCUUUCACAGUGAUGUUUAUGACAACGGAGCCUCCUUUGCAUAUGACAAUUGUACAAAAUGUACAUGCAGGGAUUCUACUGUUGUGUGUAAGAAGAAAUGCUUACCACCUGGAGAUUGCAUCAGAACCAAUGAACAAUGCUGCAAGGAAUGCGUCUCUUACAUGUCUCCUGAAGAAACAAAAGUGUGCAAAUUUGGCAACAAGAUCUUCCGGGAUGGAGAGAUGUGGUCCUCGGUUAACUGCACCAUCUGUGCUUGUGUGAAAGGCAAGACUGAAUGUCGCAAGAAGCACUGCAUUCCAGUCAGCAGCUGCCCUCAUGGAAAGAUCCUUAACCGAAAAGGAUGCUGUCCCAUUUGCACUGAAAAGCCUGGUGUUUGCACUGUAUUUGGAGACCCCCACUACAACACUUUUGAUGGACGGACAUUUAACUUUCAGGGAACAUGUCAAUAUGUUUUGACAAAAGACUGCUCCUCCUCUACCUCACCCUUUCAGGUGCUGGUGAAAAACGAUGCUCGAAGGACUCGCUCUUUUUCUUGGACAAAAUCUGUAGACCUUGUGCUGGGCAGCAGCACCAUCAGUCUUCAUCAGCACCUAACUGUCAAGUGGAAUGGAACACGGAUAUCUCUGCCAUACGAAACAGAACAUUUUCACAUCGACUUGGAAGGCUAUUUGUUGAAAGUGACAACAAAAGCAGGACUAGAGAUCUCUUGGGAUGGAGACAGUUUUGUUGAAGUCAUGGCUGCACCACAUCUUAAGGGCCGGCUUUGUGGCCUUUGUGGGAACUACAAUGGGCACAAAAGAGAUGAUCUGAUUGGAGGCGAUGGGAACUUUAAGUUUGAUGUGGAUGAUUUUGCGGAAUCCUGGCGUGUGGAGUCAAAUGAAUUUUGUGCUCGCCCUCCAAGGAAACAAUUUCCAGAACUGUGCCAAGGAACAGUGAGGGUAAAACUUCGUGCCCAUCGGGAAUGCCAGAAACUCAAAGCAUGGGAUUUUCAGAGUUGCCACUCCACGGUGGAUUAUACUGUGUUUUAUCGGUCCUGUGUGACAGACAUGUGUGAGUGCCCAGUUCAUAAGAACUGCUACUGUGAAUCCUUCUUAGCCUAUGCUCGAGCCUGCCAGAGGGAAGGUCUGAAAAUCCACUGGAAACCUGAACAGAAUUGUGCUGCAACUCAGUGCAAACACGGUGCAGUUUAUGACACCUGUGGUCCUGGAUGCGUGAAGACCUGCGACAACUGGAAUGAAAUUGGCCCCUGCAGUAAGCCAUGUGUUGCAGGGUGCCACUGUCCUGCAAACUUAGUCCACCACAAAGGAAGAUGCAUCAAGCCCAUCCUGUGUCCACAGCGGUGACAUUAGGUUUUAGCACCAAAGACUUGGAAACUGGUGUCUUUCGUAUCUUUUGAAGCUCACAGCCAAUGAAGGACUGCAGUGUUGGCAGAUUUUGUAAAGUGCUCUCACAAAGAGUGAAGCAAAAGUGUGCCCAUAUAUUUAUAUGUGUAUAUGGAAAAAUAUUAUCAGUUCAGGCAAAGUAUGUGUGUAUUCAUACAAAAUGGGCUUGUGUCUUGAUGUCAGGAAAAAAAAUGGAGUACUGCGCCAAAGAAUUCCUCAACCAGGUAGCUAGUCUGGGAGUUAUAAUCCAAAGAAUAUGUGUUUCCCAAAUUGUUGCUUGUUUGCAAUGUGUUCUUGUGUGCAGAGGGAACAGACGGAAAGAAUUCAAUGACCAAAAACCUGUAAUCAAAACCAUAAAUUCUCGGGUUAUGCGUCAUAGUAUCACAUAUCAUCCAUGACAGUAAGGGACCAUCCUUUACUUUUCUGAACUGGGUUAAGCCCUUUCACACCACAUCCUCAGUGAGGUCACUGAUCAAGGUAGCAUCAAAGUUCAUCAACAUGUGUGUGCACACAUAUGCAUAUACGUAAGUAUACAUAUAGACACAUGUAUGAAUGUAAGCAUUGUUCAUAUAAACCAUAGAAGGAUGAAUUAUCAUAUGUAUAUUUUUGGGAUAAAGUUUAUGUAUGAAUACUUC